AUGCCGAAAAACCCCAAGUUUGAAUAUGAUGCGAAGCAGCCUGCGUUUUUGCAAAAACUCCGAGGCGAGUACGGGGACAACACCGGUCGCCUGGAGCGGCCUGCCCUACGAGCGACCAGACUGAAGGUCAACAAGGAUGAUGAUGACGACGAGCCUAUCUAUGUCGAUGAAGAGAGCAACGAAGUGAUCUCCAAGGAGGAAUAUAAGACACUGGUGGGUGGAAGCGAGUCCAAAGAAGCUGAAAAGGACGAUCUGGCAAAGGACAAGGCCGGGGAUGAGACCCAGCCCCAGACAGAAAACAGCAAGCAGAGCAAUCUCACUGAAGUUGGAGGCCAGCGGAAGCGAAAACAAGUCAAGGUGGUGGGGGAUGACAAGGCAGAGGCAGAGGCAGAGGCAAAAGAGCAACCCAAGCCGACUACCAAGAAACCAAAGAAGGCGAAAAAGAUCAAGCUCUCAUUUGAUGAAGAGUGA
Penicillium olsonii is the source of this 471-nucleotide messenger RNA. Lineage: Eukaryota; Fungi; Ascomycota; Eurotiomycetes; Eurotiales; Aspergillaceae. The record is from the annotation of a GenBank genome assembly.